AAUAUAUAUAUUUAUAUAGUUAUAUAGCUUCUUCAACCUCUGUUCUUCGUUGUGAUCCAUUCUCUUUCUCGGUCUUGGGGAAAUGGCGUGCAGGAGAGGGAGAUUCUGCGAGUGUGGUAAGCCACUGGGAGUGCCACAUUAUUGCCAAGCCAACAACUGGGAGGGAAACGGGUAUAGAGCUCCGCCGGCUCGGUACAACAGCUGGGCCGGCGGGUAUUACCAGCCGCAGCCGAGGCCGGUGGUGAUGAGGCCACAGCCACAAUUAGCAGCACCACCGGUGAUGGGUGGUCCUUCUCCAUUCUACGGCGGCGGCGGCGGCAACAAGAGGGCGUUGCUGUGUGGAAUCACUUACGGGAAGGGACCACAUGCUCUGAAGGGUUCAGUCAACGAUGUCCUGCGCAUGAAAGCCUUCCUCAUUGACAACCUUGGAUUCCCUCCUCAUUCCAUUGUCGUCCUCAGAGACGAUGAGAAUAGUAACUGGAAAACAAUGCCGACAAAAGCAAACAUGAUAGAGGCAAUGAAGAUGCUGGUGAGGGGAUGCAAGGCAGGCGACUCACUGGUGUUCCACUACUCAGGCCAUGGAUCAAGGAUGGCCGACAACGACAUGGACGAGGACGACGGCUACGACGAAGCACUAUGUCCGGUAGAUUACGAGGAUGCCGGAAAGUUACGAGACGACAUCAUAAACGAUGUUCUGGUGAAGCCUCUGCCGGCGGGAGCCAAACUGCACGCCAUCAUUGAUACUUGCAGUAGCGGAACAGUUCUUGAUUUAGGGUUCAUGUGCCGCAUGAACAGGUUUGGUGAAUAUGGAUGGGAAGAUCAUGUGAGAGGGAAACCUCAUUAUAAAGGUACCAAUGGAGGGCUUGCUAUAUGCAUAUCUGCCUGUGAUGACAAUGGAUCCUCUGGAGACACCUCGGUAUUUGGAAUGAAUGGGGGAGCAUUGACAGUGAGUUUCAUCCAAGCCAUGAAAAACCAACCAGGAAUGAGCUAUGGCCACUUGCUUCAUUCAAUGAGGUCCAUAGUUAUUGAAGCCAAGUCCCAGAUUGGCUUAAAUGCUUAUCAGCAAAGAUUCCACAUUAACCAUCCUCAGCAUUAUGUCCAUGAGCCGCAGCUUUCAUCUUCUGAGAAAUUUGACAUUCAUUCAAGGCCUGUUGUAAUAUGAAGCAGUAAUAAUGAAGCAAAUAUAAGUACUGAAAUAAGAAUAAAGAGAAGCAAAUAUAUCAGCUUGUAAUGCUCAUGAUGGCAGAAAAUAAAUGUCUUUAAAAAAUCGAAUUAAUAUUUGUAACUAAAUUUUCAGAAAAUUGUCUGGCGUCUUUUGAUACCUUACUGUCAUUCUCCUUAAAUUUAGGCUUUAUAUGCCUAAUAUUCUGUGGGGAAUAAAUUAUAUUCUCAUUAUCAUUGUAUUCAU
Messenger RNA from Neltuma alba, 1408 nucleotides. Its product is annotated as metacaspase-3. Gene Ontology annotation, biological process: proteolysis. The record is from RefSeq and is a predicted model, not a curated record. NCBI's taxonomy places the organism in Eukaryota, Viridiplantae, Streptophyta, Magnoliopsida, Fabales, Fabaceae. Gene Ontology annotation, cellular component: cytoplasm. Gene Ontology annotation, molecular function: cysteine-type endopeptidase activity. Bases 83 to 1162 code for a protein of 359 amino acids. The transcript is spliced from 4 exons.